CUGGUUUCGCUGAAGAGUCAUGGCGAAAAAUGGGUUUCCUCUUUUAUUUGCAGUGAUUUCUCUUUUGAAGCAAGGCAUGCCUAAUGGUGGAACAGAUAAAGUGACAGCACCAGUAAUGGAGGGAGAUUCAGUCACUCUUCACACUGGUGUUGAAACAAGUAAGCAAGAGAAGAUAAGAUGGUAUUUUAAUGGUAUUCUCAUCGCUCAGAUCAAUGGAGAUCUCAGUUUUAACUGUACAGAUGUUCUGUGUAAUAAUGGCACUGAGAGAUUCACAAACAGGCUGAAGCUGGACAAUCAGACUGGAUCUCUGACCAUCACAAACAUCAGAAACACAGACGCUGGGAUCUAUAAUCACGAUAUCUUCAAGAUCCCCACCAGGGAAAAUUCCUUUGUGGGUGAUGUUCAUUACGUUGGAGAAUAUAAACUAGUGAUCAUCAGCCCCAGCAGCAGAGUCAGCAUCCAUAGGAGCUUCAGAUUUAAUAUCAAUGAGCAAGAUGUGAAAACUGCAGCAUCAGUGGGCGCCUCAAAUUGUAAAAGAGAAAUAUCAGUUUCUGUAAUUUUGUCGGUGCUGGUCACAGUGGCUCUAAUUGUAGGUGGGAAGUAUGGUCUCAGCUGGAUGUUAAAAAAAAGACAAAAAUAUGGACUGGCAAUUGCAUUGAAGAAGGAGGGACAAUCUGUUAUUCUAGACAAUGAUAUUGAGAUAGAGACAGAUGAUCACCUCCAGUGGUUGUUUGGAGAAGUCACUUUAUUUGAUGAAGGAAACGAUGAGCAAUUAAUAAGCAGACUGAGUCUAGAUCAGACCGGAUCUCUGACCAUCAAUGACCUCAGAACCACAGACUCAGGAUAUUAUAAAUUACUGAUCAACAAAGGAGGAAAAACCACCUCCAAGAGAUUCAAACUCAUUGUCUCUGGCUGCACUGAAGAAGAACCUGAACCAGAUGAGAUCAAAGAUCCUUUGAAGCUUUCCAAAUCUUGAGGAUGAAUCAUAGGAUUAGGAAUCUGGAUGUCAUCCUACAAGUCAGCAUCACUUUGCAUUAGACUUUCUAAUUGAUUACCAAUCUAUAAUAGUCCACUACUUACACCAUGAAUUAUUAUUACUAUCAAGAGUAGUAAUUACUAUCAAGAAUGUAACUUUGGUUUGGAAAGUAAUGGCGGAAAACUUUGUUCAUUUAAAUCCCAUUUAGUGCAUUCACCUGUUUUUAUGGACUAUGGGAGGGGUGGCCAACCCUGUUGCUGGAGAGCCACCUUCCUGCAGAUUUCAGUUGCAACCCAUAUCAAACACACCUGCCUGUAAUUAUCACGUGGUGUUCAGGUCCUAAUUAUUUGGUUCAGGUAUGUUUGAUAUGGGGAAAAAAAACAGGCCGAUUAAACAAAUUUAUUUUUAAACUAUCCUAAAAUUUAACCAAAAAAACUUAAAUUAUGAACUGUGUGUGCUGAAUUCCUUUGUCUGAAAGGAUAUUUUAAACUGCAAUAACUGCUGCUUAUUAAAACUUUGACUGAGUUAUUGAUCACAUCAAAGCACACACACACACACACACACACACACACUCUCUCUGUGGCAAUGAUUUUUAAAAGUGGCUUGACCCCCUUGUCCCCAGUGGAAGUUAUGCACCUGGUUACUAUUAACGAUAUUAUUAUGAUACUGGAACUCGAUACCAAUUGAUACUGAAAUUUUGGCGAGAAAAGGACUUUUUUAUGAUCAGUAUUGAUUAGUACGGUAUUCCAGUAUCUUGCAAACCUAUUUAAUAGUCAUUACUUUGUUUUCAGAUUACUCUUUUAUCUUUUUAUAAAUUUAUAUAGUAUGUGGAUCAGAGAAAGGAGAAUAAGAUGGACUUCUAGAGGGAAUUGAUCUCAGAUUGCUACGACUAGCAACUUUAGUCCAUGAGAUAAAUUACAUGAGAUAAAUUAAAGUCAAUAACUUAAAUUGCAGCAUAGCCUAAAUAACAUAACAUCAUAAUUGUACGUGUAGCACUUGUGCGACAGAUUGAUCCUGCUAACUCACUCACACAUAUAAGGCUCUAUCCCUAGCCCAAUAAGGCACAAGACCUGUUUGCAGCAAUGUGUUGCUGUUUUCAGACCAUCGCAACCCUAAUUUUCCCAUUUUAAGCCACGUUGUUUAUAUAACAAAUCCAUUUAUUCCAGUUUAUUCAUGACAACUUGCUUUUGUAUAAUGUUUUUAUUAUUAGUGGUAUUAUUUAUUAUAUCCAUAUUUAUAUUCGUUUGAAUAAAAACUAGCUUGGAUUUGUCCACCUGUCAGGUUUUAGACCAAAUGGGGAAUAGGACGUGUGUUUGGAUAUAAGUCAGUUUUUUGACCACACUUCAUUAUUAUUGUUCAUUUACUUGUUUGCUGGAAAUUAGAAACUGAAACCGAAAACUGAAUUUAGAAUUAGUUUUGAAACAAAUCUUUCCGCUUAACAAACUAAAUUAAUUAUGUAUAGGCUAAUGGAUGUCUUCAGCGGAGUGAGUUUCCACCGUUACCUUACUCCGUGAAAGAGUGAAAGUGAAAGUAAAGGUCAAUUGAAGGAGGCUCAUUCUUUAUUCUCGCUGCAGAUGCUGUUUAACUAUUUUCUUGCCAGUGACUCAUUCAGUUUUCACACUUACAAAGUCUGUCAUGUAAAUAAAAAAUGUGCCACGGAGUGACGCAACUCACUCUUAAAGGGAAUGGAAGAUAAGACUCUUAUUGGUUUAUUGUUAAUACGCUCCCAUAACUCAUUAAGAGAAUAAGCUCAACCCUGUUAGACCAUGCACCAGGGCACAGAGCAUAUUUUUCCAUGCUUAAAAUAGUAAAAGAGGAUUCAGACAGAAAUGCUCUUAAUGCUUUUGCACCCUGUGCUUCAGACUUUGUGCCUAGAUCAUUACAAUAGAAUCCAAUAUGUUUUAUAUCAUUUAAUUGUCAUGGCAAACUUGACAUCUCUGGCCGUUGUCUUUUAUAAACCCAAAAUGUAAAAAACAAAUUAACUUGAGACUUGCUGCUGCUGCCACAUAGAAGUCACAGGAUGACAGUUUUCAAACCUAUAAAAGUGUGUUUUGUAUUGAUUUGAAAAGGAAAGCAAAAUAUUUAAAAGCAUUCUGUGUUUUGUUUAUUCUAUAUAGCGGGAUUGUGUGUUGUCCAGCUAAUCGUUUAUUUGCAUUUGGCCUACUCCAGUAAAAUUGGGCUUUUUAAAUGGCACAAAUGCAGAUACUAAUAUAAUAUUAUACAGCAUUUACAUUUGGUCAUUUAGCAGACGCUUUUGUCCAAAGUAACUUACAGUUAAGUAGGCAUUCAGUGAUUCAACAAGAGGAGGCAACUCAUGCAAGAAGUGCUAUGAUUAUACAAAGGAACUGUUUUUCUCAGAGAAUUAAGUGUUAGAACAAGGAGGGGAAAAUGUUUUAUAGAGAAAAGAUUUCCUUUAGGUGGUUUGUUAAGCCUACCCACCUGUAUGAAGCACACUUCAUAAACCCACAAUGUUUUUUUGUUUUUUGUUUUUUGCUGAUUGUAAGAAAGUGUCUGAUGCAAAUGUGCAAAACUACACUGUUAACCCUUACUGUAGAUUAUGCAGUAAAUAACUGUAAAAUAGCCAGUGUUUAGCUGUAAUGAAAGGAAACAGUAUUUUACUGUAAAAGAAGCAGGAUUUGUAUGAAAUUCUGUAGUGCAAAGAAUAAAUCACAGUAAUUUACUCUAUGUACCCAUUACAGAUAUUUACUGUGAUAAUAAAUGGUAAAUUACUGAUCAACCA
This is a messenger RNA of Danio rerio (zebrafish), 3716 nucleotides long. The record is from RefSeq and is marked predicted. Lineage: Eukaryota; Metazoa; Chordata; Actinopteri; Cypriniformes; Danionidae.